ACUCAGCACAAGCCUAGGCACAUAUUAAUCUUCGCAACAGCAUUUAUAGUCCACUGCAUUCAAGUUGGACAAGACAAAAGGAGCGGAAUGUGCCCAGGGCGGUUUGUGUUAGUAUGAGAGCAGAUCGGGGGCUGCACAGACUCACAGGAGACUCCUACCGACAGUCAUUUACAGCUCUGAUACACGCUAAAACCUAAGGUUUACCUCACGAAACAGACACCAUACAAAUCAAACCGUGAGUAUGCUAAGAUCUUGUCGUGUGUGGAAUAUCCUCUCCUGAUAAAACUGCGAAAAUAACCCAAAAUGCUGAGUAUUUGGACCCUCCUUGCAACUGCUGUUUGUGCAGUGUCAGUUUCUGCAGCAUCUCAAAAGCUCGUAAUCCAUGGCCGUCAGCUGAGUCUGGAUCUUCCUGAGAGGACAAAGAGGUUGGUGUUUGUUAGUGCUGAUGAGAGUGAAGAAAUGACUAUCUGGGAACACAAAACCACUUCUCUUUGGGCAAAUAAGCCGAGUAAAGGUGACGUGAGCAGCGCCAGCGAGGGCUGGACGUUCAGAAUCAGUUACGUUACGUUUGACGAUCAGGGAAUCUACACCCUCUACAAUCACUUUGGUUCAGUCAUCUCCAGUUAUAUAGUAAAGGUCAAGAGCAGCAGAGAAGUCCUCAGUCGUAUCGCAGGUGAAACUCUGAGCAUAUCUCUGGAAGGACUCAAGCAGAGUGAUGCCACACUUCACUUUUACAGCAAUUAUUCAUCUGUCACCCUGGUGGAGACUGGAGUUCCUGUGGCACUGAACCACCCAGACUACAUCAACCGGCUUAAAGUCAACAGCAGAUCCAUUCAGAUUCUCAACGUGAACACAACAGAUUUAGGCAGAUACGAGCUCACCGAUCUGAAAGGAAGGCUUGUCUCAAACAAUACAAUGAUAUUAGUGGAUCACCAUGACAAUGUUCCAAAUAAAGGUCUUAUUGCUCUGCUGCUGCUUGGGAUUCCUGGAGGAAUCUGCUUCUGCUGCAGAAAGAGAAUUUGUAAAAGAUGCCAGACGUCUAAAUCAUACACACAAGCAGAGCAAUUAAACACUGUACCGAUGUCUGUACCUUGCAGCAACACAGUGACAGAUCCUGCUGGUCCUGCUGGUCCUGUUGGUCCUCUAGGUCCUGGAGACCCUGGUCAGGGCUACAUCGCUGGUUAUCCGCCUCAUCCAGCUCAAGGUCAAAUUCACUAUCCUCCUCAACCAGACUCGAGCGGACAACCUGCUGUUCCUCCUAACCCUGGCUUUUAUACGGAGUAUGGGCCUCAAAACCCUGUCUAUCCUCCUUCCUUUGGACCUGGACUCCCCCCGGCUCAGCCGCCCCAGUGGAAUGCCCCCCCGCCCCAGUACAACACCUCUGCACCUAUGAACUAUACACCAGUAUUGAACAGUGCUCCUCCUGGUCCUGAACUCCCGCCCACUGCAGCCCUGCUCACACCUCACCCUGAGUCGCAGCCGUCUAUUUCUAUGGAUAUCCUUAACUCCAGUGACACUGGUGUCCAGUUUGACAUUAACAAAGGAAAGUCUUCAGGCAGCAACUUUCUGUAGUUGCUCCAAAAUCCUGAAUUAUCAGUGCAAGAAGUAUAAAAACACCUGAUUAGAUUCAUUCAACAUCUCAGCCUUAAAAAAAGAACCAAUAGGAUCUUAAAUAAAACUUCUGUUUUAGUAUCUUAUGAGAUAAGCAGAUGAUAUAUAUAUAAAUUUAUAUAAAAAUGUACUGUAUCUAGAAUCUUAAUGAAAUUUUUACCUCAACACCAUUAGUUAUGGCCUACCUCCACCUUUCAGGCUAAAGAGGGUAUAUUCUAUACUUUUGUGUAGAACUACAUGUAAUAAGCAGUUUUUUAUUUGACUAUUGUACACAUCUAUAUGCUAUAGAUAGAUAGUUUUAAUGUUUUGCCAGCUAUAUGCUUACCUCGGUCUUCUGAGAGAUGUAGAGUUGUGCAACAACAACAUAAAUCUGUAACCUGAGAAAACUAAAAUAUACAAUGUUUUUUUUUUUACCUGCUUAAACCACAGCAAUCUGAUCAUGUGAAAACAUUACAGGAUUUAUGGAUUUAUUAUUUACUUGAAUACAUAUAAUGCAUGUUACUAAAAAUGCCUGCAAGAGAAUUGAAAUGUAUUAAAAAAGUGUUUCAGGGAAUUUUCUCAACUAUUGUGCCAGUAGAUGCAUUUCUUUAGGACCUUUUCAUAGUGCUUUUAGUUAGCUAGAACAUAAAAAAUGCUGCACAUUUAUACUUGAAUCUUGAUAAUAUGUGUGACAUUUUGUAUUAUGAUUUUUGUUGUAGCUAAAUAUAGAUGCCUUACUUUAACUGCCCUUCAUAUUGCAAUGUACACUGAGACAACAAAGGCCUACCAUUGUUCUUUUAAUAAAAUAAAAUACUGCUAUAAAUUUCUGAACCAGGGUUGCAUUUACUGUUCACAUGAGAAUCUAAAAUAUGUAUUUUAUUAUUUUGUCUGACGUAUAGUGCUAACUGGCAAUGUCUUUU
Molecule: messenger RNA, 2510 nt
Organism: Puntigrus tetrazona (Sumatra barb)
Lineage: Eukaryota; Metazoa; Chordata; Actinopteri; Cypriniformes; Cyprinidae
Exons: 9
Coding region: 304-1572 (422 amino acids)
Source: RefSeq, a predicted model, not a curated record